Molecule: messenger RNA, 2410 nt
Organism: Mesoplodon densirostris (Blainville's beaked whale)
Lineage: Eukaryota; Metazoa; Chordata; Mammalia; Artiodactyla; Ziphiidae
Gene: LHFPL4
Product: LHFPL tetraspan subfamily member 4
Exons: 3
Coding region: 548-1291 (247 amino acids)
Biological process (GO): sensory perception of sound; gamma-aminobutyric acid receptor clustering
Cellular component (GO): postsynaptic membrane; inhibitory synapse; plasma membrane
Molecular function (GO): GABA receptor binding
Source: RefSeq, a predicted model, not a curated record
CCACCCCCCUCUCCACAGCCCCUUUCUAGACACCCAAUACCAGACCUCCUUUUAUCCCGAACACCAGCCCCCAGAUUCCCUUCCAAGCUCCCUGUAAAACCCCGCUGCUAAUUCUCCGCUGCCGGUCUCCAGCCUCCAUUCCAUCUCCCCACGGUCCCCUCUUACUUCGCCGGUACCAGCCCCCAAGCCCCCUCCCCAACGCCACCGUAACCACUUUCUAGUGCUCCGCCUCCAGCUCUCCUGUGCUCAUUCCAGCUCCCUCAUCCCAGCCCCCCAACUUUCACAUGGCCUCUUCCCAUGUCCCCGAAUUGGAGAUCUUUGCCAGUCUCCCCCUACCCUGACACCUUCCCGAUACUCUCAUGACCCGCUCCUAGCUCCUCCAUACCAGCCCCCGGGUCCCCUCAGCUCCGCCUCAGGCCCCGCCCUCGCGGGUUCCUUGGCUCAGGGUCGCUUCUCGCGUGCGUCCCCAGCUCCCGCCCGGCAGCCCGGCUGUCGGUCCCGGGCCGGCGGCCCCCGCAAGCCGCCGCCAGCCCCGCCCCCGGGCACCAUGCUGCCCUCGCAGGAGGCCUCCAAGCUCUACCACGAGCACUACAUGCGGAACUCGCGGGCCAUCGGUGUGCUAUGGGCCAUCUUCACCAUCUGCUUCGCCAUCAUCAACGUGGUGGUCUUCAUCCAGCCCUACUGGGUUGGCGACAGCGUGAGCACCCCCAAGCCUGGUUACUUCGGCCUCUUCCACUACUGUGUGGGCAGCGGGCUGGCGGGCCGCGAGCUCACCUGCCGCGGCUCGUUCACCGACUUCAGCACUAUCCCGUCCGGCGCCUUCAAGGCGGCCGCCUUCUUCGUGCUGCUCUCCAUGGUGCUGAUCCUCGGCUGCAUCACCUGCUUUGCUCUUUUCUUCUUCUGCAACACGGCCACGGUCUACAAGAUCUGCGCCUGGAUGCAGCUCUUGGCAGCUCUGUGCCUUGUGCUGGGCUGCAUGAUCUUCCCCGACGGCUGGGACGCCGAGACGAUCCGGGACAUGUGUGGGGCCAAGACCGGGAAGUACUCCCUGGGGGACUGUUCGGUGCGCUGGGCGUACAUCCUGGCCAUCAUCGGCAUCCUCAACGCCCUCAUCCUCUCCUUCCUUGCCUUCGUGCUGGGCAACCGGCAAACGGACCUGCUGCAGGAGGAGCUCAAGCAGGAGAACAAAGAUUUUGUGGGCUCUACAGUAAGCUCUGUGUUGCGGCCAGGGGGUGAUGUCUCUGGAUGGGGAGUCCUCCCCUGUCCCGUCGCUCACUCACAGGGACCCUGAAGGCCGGGAUCACAGCCCAGGAGUUGACCUGCCCUCAGCUUGUCCUGUCUCCUGCCCUCUCAUCCCUCCAUUCACGCUCUGAGGGAAGACCCCCAUCUUGGACUGACCUCACCUGCUACCUGCCUGCGAGCUCCGGGCUUUGAAGAGAGGCUGGGGCUGGGAUGCAGCCUGAGGGAGGGGAGAGGCCCUGCAGAGCCUGGGAGGGUCUGGGUCUGCACCUCCCUCAACUGACCUAAGGGAGACAGCCCCCAGUCCCUGGCCUCCUCUUCCCCUCCAGCCUGGCCAGGGCCCUGCAGAGUCUUCAGGGGAAGGAGACGCCGUGGUUCCCCCACCAGGCUCCCUCAGUCUGGAGGGCUGCUGCCUGGCUCUAUCCUCGCCGCCUCUGGUUCCCGCCUCCUGCAGAAACUUAUCCAAGACACUGCUCCAGGGCAGCAAACUGGACUCUUUCCUAUCUUUUUUUUUGGCCGAUGGUGGUUCCAUCAUCUCAUCACAGAGCUCCAGGCCCCACCGGCCUCCCUGGGGCCUCUCUGCUCCUGCUGCAGCCUGGUCCCAGCUCUCCCAAAGGAGUCUGAGCUGCACCGAGGAAGAAAGCACAGGGCCUCCUGGUCAGAUGCUGACUGGCGCCCUGUCCACGUGGACUCUGAGCCAAGACAGGCAGGCUCUGGAGGCAGCGCUUGGACUCCUGUCUUGAUGGCGCUUGGCCUCUGCAGCUGGGGCUGGAAGUAGCUUUGGGGCUGGCCUGGCCUCCUCCCUGCUCGAUGGCUCACCAGUGACUGGACCCUUGACCCUGGCCUGUUUUGUACAGCAGACCUCUUGGCCCUGUUGUCAGGGUUGGGGAGAGGCGCCCUGAGUAGGGAAUUAGGGGAUGCGUCGCCCCUCUGCCCCUUCUCGUGCUGUCCCCCCGCCCCCUUCUGCCAAGGGCAGAGACUGUCUUGCCUCUUUGAUACUUUUCUGCAUAACUUGAACUUGCAGGUCACCUCUGAACAGGGUACCCCGUCCCCAUCCCCAGCCCUCGUAACCCUCUCCCCACCUCUUCCUCCUCCCUGCCCACCUCUCGCCUUGCGGUUUGCCCAGGGUCUGCAACCCGGUGGGCACGCUUGGAGCCGAGGCAUGAGUGUG